Molecule: messenger RNA, 3723 nt
Organism: Cotesia congregata
Lineage: Eukaryota; Metazoa; Arthropoda; Insecta; Hymenoptera; Braconidae
Source: the annotation of a GenBank genome assembly
GCCCAAAAAAAAGCCCCAGCAGCCAAGAGUUCAAGUACAAAAUUACCUCCCCCAAAACGAGCUCUAAAAGUUGAGCUUCAGACGCUGAGAAUAUCCGACGAGUCCGAGAGGCAACUGUUCAACACAUUGAAGCACGUCUACGGACCCUCGUUCAAGCUGAGCGAUGCCUCGGACUUUGAGAAUAACAAAAGAAGCGGCCUGGACACGCAGUAUUGGAAGGAGCGGGGCAACCUGGUGAUCCGUGAGAUAGUCGAUUACUCUUCCAAGGGUCCAACUCCCCAGGGCAAUGAAGCUCUGACGCAGCGGUUUGCCUCCUCGAAGCUCGAGAGCUACAGCUUCCACCCCAACCACUGCAAAGAAGCUCUGGCCUACAGUGACCGGAACUUGGGUCGUGCUCUGGAAAUUCUUUUCGAGAAAUAUUACCGCGUACCUGACAGUUCUGUUGAAGACGUCGACGUCAAUGACAUUCUGGAGAAGCGGAACGACGAGAAGUUGGCGCUAGAGUCAAUUUACGGCGAGAUGUUUUCUGAAAAAAUUAGAAACCGUCUCUGGGUGGUAAACUUGAAGCUGGAUUAUUUAAGUAAAAAUUCUGAUGAGACAGCUAAGAAAAAUAAUAGUAAAAAAAAUAAUAAUUAUAGUAGUAAUAAUAAUAAUAAUAAUAAUAAUAAAAAAAAUAAUCUUUGUAGAUUAUUUUUGAGCGGUAAAUGCAGGUUCGCAGAUAGGUGUAAAUUUUUGCACCAACAACCGGAGCCCAAGCAAGAUAAAGUCGCUGUGAAAGAUAACUCGGAGUAUUGUCUAGAAAUUAGAUUCCCAGAAGCUAAUAAAUAUCCUUACGAGCCGCCUUACAUGUACUUAUACAAAAGCGACGAGAUGAUGGCUUACCCGGAUAUAAAGUACCUGAUGAUUGUAAAGAGACUGUACGAAGAAGCUCUUGAGCAUUGUAACGGCGAGUCAUGUUUAUUUACUCUGAUUUCUCUUCUAGAAAACGCGGAAGAUAUGUUGGAGUACUUGAACACUCACCAGCCGGAUUUUAUAGACAUGUACGAGUCGUUGUUCACCAAAGCUCCUGAAGAAGUCGCCGAGCUGUCGACUCAUCACCAGAAAGGCUCCGUAGGCAGUCGAACUAAAAGUAAGUUAUCCGAGGAGGAGAUCAUCAAGCAAGACGACACUAUUUGCAAAAGAUUCAUGGAGAAAAACAGCAACCCGAAGUUCAGAAAAAUAAUCGAAGGACGCCAGAAGCUGCCGGCUUGGAAAAUGAUGGAUGAAAUUAUUGCUACAGUGGAUACCAACCAAGUUACCAUUAUAUCCGGAGAAACCGGUUGCGGAAAAAGUACCCAGGUGCCACAGUUUGUUCUGGACGACUGGAUUAUCAAUAGAGGUGAUAGUAAGAGUCAUGGAGAGAUUAUUUGCACACAGCCGAGAAGAAUUAGUGCCAUUGGGGUGGCUGAGAGAGUCGCUUUUGAGCGGGAUGAGAAGGUUGGUAGCACGGUGGGCUACCAGAUUCGCCUGGAGAGCAAGAUGUCCAGCUGGACACGAUUGACUUUCUGCACAACGGGUAUUUUAUUACAGCGAAUGUCCGGCGAUCCGACACUUAAGUCAGUGACGCAUGUUAUUGUUGAUGAGGUCCACGAGAGAAGUGCCGAGAGCGACUUUUUGCUGAUGCUUCUGAGGCAAGUUCUUCCCAAGAGACCGGAUUUGAAGAUUGUUUUGAUGAGCGCGACGCUUAAAGCAGAGACUUUCUCCAGUUAUUUCAACGGAACUCCAAUUUUGGAGAUACCAGGGCGAACUUUUCCGGUGGAUCAGCUGUUCCUUGAGGAAAUACUCGAGAGAUGCGACUACGCGCUGGAAGAAAACUCCAAGUACACUAGGAAGAUCCGCGGUGGAUGGGAGAACCUCCAGAUGGAGCUUGAUACCACGGACUUGGAUACUUUUGUAGGUUGCGCGCCGCAGGAUACCAUCGCUGAUGAAAAUUUACGGCUGUCUCAGCUGAUCGGGAGGUAUCCGGGUUGCUCGAAGAAAGCCAUUAGGAAUCUGUACGUGAUGGACCACGAGAAGAUCGACUACGACCUGAUAGAAAAGGUCCUGGAGUGGAUCGUCGACGGAGACCAUGACUACCCUCGCAAAGGGUCUAUCUUGGUGUUUUUGCCUGGAAUCGCCGAGAUAUCCGCCGCCAGGGACUCAAUUUCCGAGAACAGAAUUCUGUCUCCGCGAACUGGGAAUUUCGUGAUAGUCCCUCUGCACUCAACGCUGACGAGCGAGGAACAGGCGCUGGUGUUCCAGAAGCCCAAAAACGGAGCGCGUAAAAUAGUGCUUAGUACAAAUAUUGCGGAGACUUCGGUGACGAUUGACGACUGCGUGUUCGUGGUCGACUCGGGCAGGAUGAAGGAGACGAGGUUCAACUCAAACACCAACAUGGGGAGCCUGGAAACCUGCUGGGUGUCUAAAGCCAAUGCUAUGCAGCGGAAAGGACGUGCUGGAAGAGUAAUGUCCGGGGUUUGUAUUCAUCUGUACACUUCUAAUAGGUUCAGCCGGUUUCAAGGACAGCCCAUUCCGGAGAUCCAGCGGAUUCCGUUGGAGCCACUGCUGCUGAGGAUCCAGAUGAUGAACGCUGGAAAGCAACCCAAUCUUUACCAGGUCAUGGCUAAAAUUCUGGAGCCGCCUGAAGAGCAGAGUGUCAGAGAUGCUAUCAGGAGGCUUCAAGAUGUCGGUGCUUUUGAUUCUGAGUGCAAGCUCACGCCUCUUGGGCAUCAUUUAGCUGCGCUACCUGUUGAUGUUAGAAUUGGAAAAUUAAUUUUGUACGGAGUUAUUUUUUGUUGUGUUGACUCCGCGCUUACCAUCGCGGCUUGUUUGUCACAUAAAAGUCCUUUUACGAUGCCUUUUGAUAAGAGGCAGAGUGUUGAUGCUAAGAAGAAAGAAUUUAGCACUGCUUUUUCUGAUCAACUUACUAUUCUUAAAGCUUACAAGAAAUGGCAAGAAGUAAGUUCUCGAGGAUAUCACGCAGGUCAAGCAUUUGCUUUUGAAAAUUUUCUCUCUGUAAGAACGCUGCAAACUAUCGCAGAUGUAAAGCAUCAACUUCUAGAGCUCCUGGUAUCGAUAGGAUUCGCGCCGAUUGACAUUCACAAAAGAUCCACGGGAGUGGAUAAAGUUUUAGAGAUGUCGGGAACCGAACUAAACAGAAAUAAUGAUAAUUUAAAGCUUCUUCAAGGAUUACUUUGCGCGGCACUUUAUCCUAAUAUUGUUAAAAUUUACACACCUGAAAAAUCUUUUCAAAUGAGGUCCACAGGAGCCAUUCCAGCGCAACCCAAACCUGAGGAACUGAGAUUCAAAACUAAAGAUUCUGAGUAUGUUUAUAUUCAUCCGUCGUCGGUUAAUUUCUCAGUUCAACAUUUUCCGACUCCGUACUUGGUUUAUCAGGAAAAAAUGAAGACUAGCAAAGUUUUUAUCAAGGAAAUUUCGGUCAUUUCUAUGCUUCCACUUGUACUUUUCUCGGGGUAUGAUAUUAAUAUUCAAAAACAAGAUGGAGAGUUUUAUUUGUUGCUCGCUGAUGAGUGGAUUAAGUUUGCUGUUGAAUCAUCCGAGGUGGCUCAACUUCUGAAACAUGUAAGGAUUGAAUUAGUAAAAUUGUUGGAACAAAAAAUGCAAGACCCUCUGCUCAAUUUGCUUCAUCAUCAGAAUGGGCGAAGGAUUAUUGAUACAAUUAUUACUAUUUUAACGAGAGAUUAG